GGGGCUUGUCCAACAAUGCCGUGUUUCAUUGCUGAGGAGGACGCGUCAGGGGCUUUCUUCCCCCCUCAUGUACCCCCCUCCUCCUCCCCAGUUUACCUUCGAACUAGCCCGAAAUGGACCACUCCAGUUUUCCCAGCAACCUGGACGCCUUUUGAGAAACGUUGGCCGUUUUAAUUCGUCCCCCGACAUUUCUCCAUGAGAAAGUCAGCAGAAUGGCUGAAAAGGAGUCCGAAUCCCCCGGGAAACUAAAGACAUUAUUAUAGCCAGAUUUGGCUUUUUUCGGACAUAUCCGAACGGAGUAUUUCCUUUAACAACUUUCCCUUUAGUGGAUAAUGGAUGGCAGAGAUUUUGGUCCCCCCCGAUCCGUCCACGUCCCCCCUCCGUUACUGGCGGGGCUCGCCAUGGAGCCUCACCGACUCGGAGCAGCAGCUGCAGCCGGGAGGGUCCCUCCCUCGCCCGGUCACUUGGGCGCGAACCAUCCGUCGUCUCUCCACUCCGGAAAAUUUUUACCACCGGCCAUUAACCUCCAUCCACACCACAGCGAUGCCUUCCCGGCAGGCUCCAGUCCCUUCCUGUCAGGUUAUCCAGGCCCCUCCUCCUUGACACCUGACCCCGCAUACAGAUCGACCAAUCCCAGCAGCUUACAGAUGGCUCAGCUCUGGGCUUCACACGCUCACGAAGGUUACGCUCCUCUCCCGAGCAGCCUGUACUCCAGUCCUUACCUCUCUCUGGGUCACCUGGAGCCCCCCUCACUCUCACAGCACCCUCUCUAUGACUCCCAUAAAGAUGCUUACUUCCUGCCGCCCCACCUGAGCCAGUCGCCCUUCCACACCCCGUCGACUUCGUCCACCACCACGUCCAGCUCCGCACCUUCUCAGAGGACAUCCCGGGACGGGGGCAGGGACCGGUCGUAUCGAGCGGAGAGGGAGCGAGAGCGUUCCAGGGAAGAGCCCCGCCCCCACAGCGUGGUGGACCUUACACAGGAUGGGAGGGGCGAGGAGGACCGCAAGGCCAGCAGAGACCAGGAACGGGACAAGGACCGGGACUCGGAGCGGGAGGGUUGGUCCUUCCAUCCUCACCAGCACAAGUCGCACUCCCAGCCUUCCACAGUGGAGAGCAGAUACCGGCCGUCUCCUCCACAGCCCUCCUUCCCCGCCGAUGGAGGCGCGGGCAGGUUGCACGGACCAGAAACGGACAGAGGAGGUCGGGACGAGGGCCGGCCUCGACCCCACCACAACGGCAACUUAAAUAACUCUAACCCAGACCGAGAGAGGAGGAACGAGUCUGUGGCAACACCAGUCGGGACUCUACACAUUUCCUACGCCCUCCCCCCGGCUCUGCACCCGUCCACCGCUGGUCCCCCCCCACUCUCUGAACCCAGAGAGCUCAUCAGAGAGCAGCGAGUCAGCGCUCCUACAUAUGUGCCUUCUGUGGAGGUUUAUGAGGAGCGGGCAGGACCCAUCCAGAUCGCCUCGCAGGCCCGUGAUAACAAGCACGCAGACAAACACCGAGACCUGGAGCGGGACCGGGACAGCUACAGGUUUCAGGAGAAAACCCUCAGGGAGCACGCUCGGCUCUCACAGUGCAGCGACGUAAGCAAUCAGAGGGAGGAGGGCUCCAUUAUCUGUUCCUUUGGUAAACGAGCUCAGGACCCAGUUAGCCAAUCACAGCUCAGCCCAGAAACCAGAGACGGCUCCAAACACUCGAACCGAUCCGGGUCGGAGCCUAAGUGGAACGCUAUUAGCCCGUUGGCUAACUAUGCUACAAAUCACAUAGCCGCUCUGGCAGCCCAGCACACACUCUCCUCGCCCCGAAGCCAAUCGCACUCGCAAAAGUCCAGUUCCCCCCACACAUCCCACCGACCCGCCAGCUCGCAGUCCUCCCACAGUCUCUCCCCUCAAUCCCAACCUUCCCAGCAGGCAUCUGGGUGCACAGAUGAAGAGGGUUGUCAUCAGAGACGCUACCUGACCCCGUCUAGCCUCUACAGAUCAAGCAGCAACAGAGGGGCUGAUUCCACCGAGGUGUCGGCCAUGCAGAGCCUCAUCAAGUACAGCGGAAACUUUGCAGCCGAAGGUCCCGCCUCCACCACGAGGCCCGUCGUAGAUGGGCGGGGGGCUUUCGGCGGUCUGGCCUGCAUCGGGAUGGACGCCCAGAGGGAGAAAGAAAGAGACAGAGAAAAGGCUUCAGUCGGGUCAGGCUCCUCAGGAGGAAUGAGGGUGCCUCCCCAGCUGAAGAGGGAGCAGGAGCGGCCCGACAGCGCCCGCUCCUUCGGUCGGGAGGGGGAAGGGGAGGUGCGCCAUCCACCUGUUGGGAUUGCGGUGGCUGUAGCCCGGCAGAGGGACAGCGGGAGCUCCAGUAAACAGAGCAGCGGGACUUCAGAGCCACAGAGACCCCUGCUGCAAACCGCUAUUAAAGAUGAGGAGCGAGCAGAGGAGCGAGCUCGUCACCACGAUGACAGAUUGCUGGCUGGCCGGCUGGAACGUGAGCGAGAGAAAGUGAUCCGAGAGUCCAAGAAUUUGCAGGAGUUUACUCAGAUGCACCCCGCCCCUCUGUCUGGUGGCUUGACACCCAGCAUGAUGACACCCAGCCUCAUGACUCCAAACCUCAUGGUGACAGGAGGGGCUGCUCUGGCAGGGACGGGGAGGUGGCCUCCUGACCCUUCAACUCUCACCUCUCACCCCUGGAUGCCCCGGCCCGGAGCCCCACCCGUCUGGCUCUCCAGCUCGCCGUAUGGUUUGAACCCCUCAUCCCUCCACCAGUCCCUCCCCCCAGGCUACCCCCCCUCUUUGCCAGGCUCCAUGCCACCUCCAUACCAGUUUGCCCGAGACCCCCAGUCUGGACAGCUGAUCGUCAUUCCUGCUGAACAUCUGCCCCAUUACGGAGGCGAUGUGCUGGAGCGUGGAGCCCCGGUGUGGCCGGGGGUGUACGGUGCAGGCAGCCCGCUGCAGCACGCGGCCCAGCUGCAGCUCCUCUCCCAGCAGCAGAUGCUGCGGCAGCAGGAGCUGCUGAUGAUCCAGCAGCACACCGUGCAGGUCCUGGAGCUGCAGAGGAACGUUCAGCUGGCCGAGCGCCUAAAGGCCAGCGAGCGGCCAGUGCUGGAAGACAAGGCAGACAAGCGGAACAGUGACCCAAAAACCCGACCAUCCUCCGUGUCCUCGCCGUCUCCCUCGCCAGUCCUGCACCCCCGCAGCAAACCGGCCCCUCCCUCCAGAUCGCCGACCCCGUCCACGUCCUCCCUCACACCUCUGCCUAGGAUACAGUCUCCUGCCUCCACCCUAAAGUCCGAGGAGGGAGGGCAGAGAGCUUUGGCUCACACUCCAAAGUCCCUGAUCCACCCGAGUUCUCCGCGUUCCGCUUCGCCCCCUCCAUCCUCACCACGGCAACCCAAACGGGAGGUGGUGGAGGUGGGACGUAGGGAGCAGAGAGAGCGGCAGAAGUCUGCUUCUGUUGCUUUUCCCGGCAUUUACUCCGAGAUCCCACCAGGUUACCCUUAUCAAUCCAUCACUGCCCCAUACGGCUCUCCUUUUCAGUAUCACAUCCCAGCUCCUUCCAGAGGAACUCCUGAAGAGCGUUGCUCCUGCUCUCCUGCCUCAGCUGACGCUUCGCCACCGCCUCACUGCCACUCGAGGCUGCUGGGCACUGACAUCAAGCCGCAGAAACUCGAGCUGUCGCCAGCGAGGCCUUUCCUCAAACAGGAGUCCUGUGACAGGCGGCCUGGAGGUGGCUCCUCCCCAGAGCCGCUCAGUCCCCCCCAGAGCCCAGUCCAGACCAGCCCGGAUGCAGAAGACCGGCCAGCUCCAAAGCUCCACCCUCAACCUCGACCUCUGCAUGCCCGCAGCCCCCCACUUCUGCAGAACGAGGAACUCGAGAAAGAUCUGGCAGAAGACCAGGAUGGCGUUCCAGUCAAGAUGGAGGCGUCAUCGUACGCCUGUCGAGGUGCUUACGACGCCCCUCCUCUACUCGUUGAAGCUGUGCCGCGACCCGAGAUCAGAGAAGAACCGGACCAGGCGCUGUACCCUCCCACCAUCACCGCCGAAUCGGACGAGCAGGAGCGUCAACACCAGCCUGACGCCGCUGUGGGGAGGCUUAAGGAGACUGUCAGUGAAUCUCCUGAACCCACGUCUCCACUCCUCAGUCCAGAGGAUCCCAUGGGAGGGAUGCUGAUGCUUCUGACAGCAAGUGAGAUGGUCAGACCCAACACCCCUCCCGCUCCAACGCUGGUGUCGCAGCUGGAACUCCCUCCGGUGGAUCCAGCCUGCGGCCGGGCCGGGCCUCUUGAGAUGGUGGCUCUGGAGGGGAUGGCCCUGCUCAGCCAGAUGGCCCAACGAGAGAUGGAGAACAUCUGUCAGGAGAGAGAUUUGACUUUGGAGGGUCUGGACUCCCUGAUUGAAGCCAGCAGACAAAUCCUGCUGGAAGCCAUCGAGCAGCAGUCCCACAUCGACCUGCCCAGAACUCUGGACCCCAACAAGAAAUACAGCUGGAGGCAGAGGAAGGAGGAGCCGCUCUAUGAUAAAAUGUCUGUGGACAUGCUGGACGCCGUGGAAGUGGAAUACCGCGUUCGCCUGGCUGAGCUUCAGAAGACGUAUAAGGAAAAGCAGAGGGAGCUGAACAAGCUGCAGAGACGCAGGGACAAGCGGGAGCGGCUGCAGCAGGAGGACGAGAGGAGGAGCCUGACAAGACGGGGCAGAGGUCGACCGAGGAAGAGGAAGCUCCUCGCUCCUAAACUGGACAGCAGAGCUGCAAAGGCGGGAAGGACGGUGCAAUACUCGGAGGACUCUGAAACUGGGGAGGGCCAGAGGAAGAGGUUCCGCUUGUCCCGAGACGACGAGGAGAUGGAGGCGGCUGGAGCCAAGGUUAAAAAGAAGAAGAAAAAGAAGAAGAAGAGCUGGGCCGACCAGGAGCCGUCUGCCAGUCACAGUCUGGAGGCGCUGAAGGCGAGGCGGGGCCUCUUGUGCGAGCAGGAGCAGCUGGCCUCUGACCUGGACAGAGCCCUGUCGCUGUCCCAGCUGGGCUCCCUCGGCGGCGCGCCUCACAAACUUACCUCCAACACCAAAUCAGAGAAGCGGAAGAGCAAGUCUGUGGGAGGCGCAUUAAAGGAGCGCAUCCACUCCUCGGGUAUAGCAGGAAAACUCAAGGCGGCCGCUAAAGCUUCAGAGACGGCCCAGAGGUUAAAAGGUCAGAAGAAGAUGUCUGUGUUCUCUCCUGUGAGAUCAGAGCUCAGCAGCUGCUCCAACAACUCAGAUUCGGAGGAGCACGGCUCCGCUCGAGGAGGCUGGCCUCCUCUCUCAGGGGCGCGCUCCCACGCCAGCCUGACCAGGAAGAGGCGAUCCGUGUCGCCGCCGACGUCGCUGCUGUCCAGCCAGAAGUCUGAGAAGAAGAAACACAAGCACUUGUCGCUGCUGCUGGAGGAGGCGGGCCUCAGCUCCUCUGACGAUUCCUUCGACCAAGAAAUCUCAGACGAUGAGGAAGAGGAUGAGGAUUUGGACGGCGGCUGCGAGGAGAGCGGGCUGGGCCUGCUCGCCAGGUUUGCAGCGAGCGCGCUCCCCGUCAGCUCUGGCCCCGGGAGCCUCCUCCCUGAGGGCAAACACUGCAGCAGGCAAAGCACUCUGGGGUCAUCAGAGUGCGAGUGGUCCGAUUCGGGAUCGGAUCUCCGACUCCGGAAGUUCCCGUCUCUUCUGCAUGGGAAGCGCUCAGCUCCCGAGCUCCCCCUCCUGCCCCCAGCCACCCGCCGCUCCGACCAGACCAGCCCCACCAAGCGAGACGAAGCUCUGUCGAUCAAACGGAAGCCUUUACUGAAGCCCCGCCCCUCUCCACGGUCGCCGCAGAGUUUCAGCUUCGACCUCUCCAGCUUCGGUCUGGGCGACGAUGCCGGUUGGAACCGCCGCCGCAGCGAACGGAUCUUCCUCCACGAUGCCACCACCUCUGCCAUUCAGAGCUGUCAGGCUCCGCCUCUCACUCCAAAACCCGCCUCCAGGCUGAAGUCCACUCCGCCCAGCCGAGAGGGGAAGGAGUCGGGAAAAAAAAAGAAGUCGAAGGACUCUCCGCUGCCCAUCAGCCCGUCCAGCCUGUGCAGUCCGGUCAGCGACGCUCCUCUGAGUCCGACCCACAAGAACCAAGCCAAGGCCAAACGCAAAGCCCGGGAGCCUUCCAGGGGCGCCGUGAGCCGGCUCAUGGAGAGCAUGGCGGCAGAUGAAGACUUCGAGCCCAACCAGGACAGCAGCUUCAGCGAAGACGAGCUCCUCCCUCUGAGAAACAGCAGUUCAUCAGAAUCUUCUUCCACCCCCGCUGCAGUAAAGUGUGUUCUGGACAAAGACUCCCUCGUGGACGGACUGCGAGUGUUGAUACCGAUGGACGACCAGCUCCUGUAUGCGGGACACGUGAACACCGUGCACUCCCCGGACAUAUACAGCGUGGUGGUGGAGGGCGAGAGGGGAAACCGACCACACAUCUACUGCCUGGAGCAGCUGCUGCAGGAGGCUAUCAUCGACGUGAAGCCUCCGUCUGUGCGUUAUCUCCCAGAAGGCACCCGCAUCGCCGCUUACUGGAGCCAGCAGUACCGCUGCCUUUACCCUGGGACUGUAGUGAACGGAAGUGCAGACAUUGAUGAGAACGACGACCUGAUCACCGUGGAGUUUGACGACGGCGACACCGGCCGCAUCCCGCUCUCCCACAUCCGACUGCUGCCUCCAGAUUACAAGAUCCACUGCGCUGAGCCGUCACCUGCGCUGCUUGUGGCGAGCUGCUCCAGACGGAGGGUCCGGAAAUGCAGCAAAGAAGGCAAAGAGGCCAAAACGGAGGAGAGCGCGGCACGGAUCAAAGGAAAACCAGGACGCAAACCUAAAAACAAAGCAGACUCCUCUUUGGAUCCAGACGAUGAUGACAAAGCGGAUUCUCCUCCUUCUGCUCCACCUGCUGAGAGGCCUCAACCUGCAGCCAAAAGUGUUCAGGACCGGAGCUCCUCUGUCCAAAAAGGCGCUCAGGAGAAGCCCCGCCCCGCCUCCCGCCCCUCCAUGGGGAGUCAGGUCAAAGCGGGAGGUAAGAGCGUCUCCAGCUCGCCUACAACCAGCCCCACGCUUUCCAACCCGCCGCAGAGAAAGAGCGUCUCAGGACCGUCUGCUCCUCCUAAACCGGGGCGCAGCCUCCCGCCGUCGCUCUACCCCUCCACGUACGGGAAGGUUCUGACUGUGGACCUGUACAGCGAACCCAACCUUAACUCCUACAACAACCAGCGCAGGGAGCGAGACGGCGCCGCCGGCAGCCCCACCACCAGCAGGCCAACCACCAGCAGACCCGCCUCCAGACCCAGCAUGACCCCUGCACCCAAAUCCAGCUCUGCCUCCACCAGACCCUCGUCUGGGUCUUCCACCAAAACCAAACCGUCCUCGGACCUUCACAGCGGGGCCAGACUGGGCCACAGCGCCGGGCUGCUCUCCAGGCUCUCAACAGAGUCCACUUCCUCUCUGACCCACAGGCCAUCCUCGCUGUCCCCCACCUCUGCUCCCAAACCCAAACUGAAGGUCCCGUCAGACCAGAUGUCCUCCAGAACCAUCCCCAGACCCAAACCCGGGUCCGGACCGGCCGACCCGAGCUCGUUGAGGCGGAAGUCACUGUCUGCGGAGCCGCUGGUGAAGCUUGACCACGAAGGCGUCACGUCCCCGAAGACCAAGAAGACCAAAGCUCUGAUGCUACUGGAAGGUCGGGAUGUGAGGCGAGACCACACCUCCAUCGCCACGGUGACGGGACCGAAGUUCCUGAAGGCGAAAAUGACGCCUUCAGACCGGGAGAACAGCCUCCCCGAGAAGGAGUCCAUCUACAAAUCGUCGGGGGUCGCUAAGGACAAGGCGGAGAGCCGAAGCUCCCGAGGGCAGGAGCUGGAAGGGAGGGAGAAGAAAGCAAAGAAAGAGGAGAAGAAGGAGGGAAUGAGGGAAGAGAGGAAGAUGAAGGAGGAAUCUCACAGCAGCAGCAGCUCCGAGUCGGAGGAGGAAGGAGAGAAGGAGAAAAGCAACAAGAAGAAAUGCACUUCAAGCUGCUCCUCAUCCUGCUCCGGUUCCUCCUCCUCCUCGUCCUCCUCCUCCUCUUCUUCAUCGUCUUCAUCCACAGAUGACUCCUCCUGCAGUUCAGAUGAAGAGAGGACUCCUACCCCCCCACCCACCCCCGUGCAGAGACCUCCAGCACCGGAGAAACUGAAAGAAGAGGCACAAGAGGAGGUGGAGGAGGUGAAAAAGGAAGUUGAAGUGAAAGUGGAGGAGGAGGAAGAGGAGGAGGAAUUGUCUCAGUCGUCUGUGACAUCUCCAGCUCCUGCAUCUCCUGCUAAACCCGCCAAACCGGCCACCGGGAAGGGCUCCGGACAGAGGGGCCGUCCUCCCAAACCGAAGCCCAGCGGAGGAGAGGGGAAGGCGGGGAGACCCAAGCGCAGGGAGGGGGUGCACCUCCCCACCACCAAGGAGCUGGCCAAGCGGCAGCGGCUCCCCAGUGUGGAGAACAGGCCCAAAAUCUCUGCGUUCCUUCCAGCCAGGCAGCUCUGGAAGUGGUUUGGAAAACCCACUCAGAGGCGCGGCAUGAAGGGCAAGGCCAAGAAGCUCUUCUACAAGGCCAUCGUGCGAGGCCGCGAGAUGAUCCGCAUCGGGGACUGCGCCGUGUUCCUGUCCGCCGGGCGGCCUAACCUCCCCUUCAUCGGCCGCAUCCAGAGCAUGUGGGAGUCCUGGGGGAGCAACAUGGUGGUCCGGGUCAACUGGUUCUACCAUCCAGAGGAGACCAACCCCGGCAAGAAGCUCACCGACAAAAAGAACUGGGAUCAGAUCUGCAGCCAGUCUCUACCAGCAGCUCUGCACUCCUCCAUCCACAGGAAGGAUUUCAUGGAGCGCGCCUUGUACCAGUCGUCCCACAGCGACGAGAACGACGUGCAGACCAUCAGUCACAAAUGUCUGGUGGCGAGCGUGGAGGAGUACGAGCAGAUGAGCCACACCCGCCGCUACGCCGACAGCGAGGACCUCUACUACCUGGCCGGCACCUACGAACCCACGACCGGCAUGAUCUUCAACACGGAUGGCGUUCCGGUCAUCUGCUGAACAAAAAGACAGAAAAAAGAACUGCAAACUCUACGAGCUGCUGAAACCAAACGUAGACGAAGCCGCGGCUGAGACGGCGGCUCGGCUUCCUGUCAGACACUGGAGACACUACAGACAGUAUUACGAGGAACGCGUCUCCUAAAACAUUUGCACACUUUCAGCUGCGCUCGUUCACGUGUGCGAGCGCUUGGGUUUGACCUGUAAAUACACCUGCACACAUCAGACUCUGUACAUACACCUGUAACGCAGUUAUGUAGAGAGAAAGUGUUUUAUUUUAAUGUCGUAGAUCCAUGUCCUUUAUGUUCAUUUUUUAAAGAGAUAAACAGUCAAGAAGCUUUAACGAACUGUGAAUGAGGAGACGGGGACGCCCCGCCCCGGCCGGGCAGACGGACACUCCAGCGGUGUGAUGUUGUGAUGUUACCGUGGUGAUGUUACAGUCGUGUAAAUGUUUAGAGCAGCAGGAGCAACAGACGCAGGGAAAGAGACGCACAGAACGAAGACUAUCCAACAGAAAGCACUUAAAAAGACACAACACUUGGAAAAUAUCUUCCUCCUAUUUAACCCCGCCCCCUUUUGACAAUCCCGACUCGGUUCGGAUGACUUCCUCACGACUCAGGCUAAAGAGAGAAAGUGCUUUGUGCUGUCCAAUCCAUUUCUCAUUUUCACCUUUGAUUUAUUUCUUAAAAAAAUCCACCCUGAAGACACUAUGAACGUGAGGAAAGCUGCUUUUGGCUCCGCCUUUGCACUCGUUUUUUUUUUUAUCCACUCGCACAAAAUGUGGUGGAAAGGCAUUAUGGGAAACACAAUCAUUUCGUCCAUAGAAAGUAACCCCAAAGGGUGGAUUUAUUUUAAGUUUAUUUUAUAAUCAUGUUUUUUUUUUGCAAACUCUGCAGUAAUCCUUUCAUCCUCCCCGUUCUCUUUUCUUUCACCGCUCUGAAUGUCUCUUCCGCUCAUUUCUGUUCAGCUGCUUUACUUCGGCGUUUACACGAGUGCACUUUGAAAUAAACCCCGCCCCCUCCAGAGGAGACUCCACCCCCCAGGCGUCCGCACCAAGACCUCCUCCGAGGUUUCCCACGUGCCUGAACUCUCGUUUCGGGUG
Oryzias melastigma (Indian medaka) is the source of this 10167-nucleotide messenger RNA. It is a transcript of the gene tnrc18, whose product is annotated as trinucleotide repeat containing 18. The transcript is spliced from 30 exons. Bases 333 to 9068 code for a protein of 2911 amino acids. Gene Ontology annotation, molecular function: chromatin binding. The record is from RefSeq and is a predicted model, not a curated record. NCBI's taxonomy places the organism in Eukaryota, Metazoa, Chordata, Actinopteri, Beloniformes, Adrianichthyidae.